CGGUCAUGUUCGUGCCUGUGACAGUGUACAAGAGCGAUGACUUCUUGGAGGAAUUCGUGACUGCCUUUCUGGAGCACCUCAAGGAUAACGGCCUGGAGGACACUCCCGAAGUCAGGAGUGACAUCGAUUUCUUCGUGGACGUGGAAAAGAAAAUGGCUGAGCUCUCGGCUCAUCCCAAGCGGCGCCUCUACAAACCCGUCGAGCGACCCACCUUGACUGGCGACCUUAAUAAGCUCCUAUCAUCCGACAUCAUCGGGUGCAAAGGAAAGCCGUACGUCUGGGCCAACGAAGACCACUACAAUGGCGUCAAGGAUUUAAUCGAUAAAAUGGAGAACUCUUCGCUCACGCUGUACAUCAUCAUGUGGUCUAUCCAAACGUUCUCAAUCGCCGGCAAGGAAAACACGCCAUUAGCGCGCCUUCACUACCGCUACGUGGAGCUGCUGUACAACCCACCCCCCGCCGAGCGUCGCUGCAUCGACUACUUGGAGCCGAUGCUGCGCCAAUAUUACCUGGACCACCUGCGAAUAACGCACGUCUAUCAACGAGACGACCUGCCGCGCAAGUCUCAGAUGCAGGCCAAGCAGGCCAUGAAGAGGCUCGUGCAAGCGCUCAAGGGAUUUCUGGAGCACUCGGCGCUGGCCGACGCGGACGUUACCAAGGCGAGCAGCUUGUUGGAUGGUGUGAAGUUCGAGCUCUUCUACCCCGGCAAGUUUACCGAGCCCGGCUUCAGCGAUGCUCACUACGCAGUAGCUUUUGCUGCCCCGGCGUCAGCGGUUGGAGGACAGAGACUGGAUGCGUUCCGAUCUUUGGUUGGCCCGUUCGUCAGCCGCUCACCCGAACUGAACACGGGGUGGCCCAUACCUUCGUUUUCCCACGACCCCGUGUACCUGCCCGGCAUUAAUACAAUCUACGUUCCGUAUCCGGUGUUUGCGUGGGCCUACAUGCACAGCCGAAGCAAACUGCCAUUCAGCAUUCCUGUCUACGGGCUCAAACUCCUCCGCGAACUCUUCAAGGUCAUCGACUACCGCGCUCAAUGGUGGGUGGGCAAGGGCAGUGCCACUGAAGCUGCCUACCAGGGGCUCGAAGACUGCGUGAAGGACCUCGAACAGAUCUACCAGAUUGCCAAAGAGCCCGUAGAGCGCUACGAGACCAUCGCAGAGAUCGCGGCUGUUCACGUGCUCUACAAGAUGUACACGGAGGAGGUUCAAAUCAACAAGAGGACAGCCGUAGAUGUGCGGCUGCCGUUCCUCAGGACGGUCCACUCCACCACGCAGUUCUUCGUCGCCUUGGCUUCGGAAAUGUGCACCCGAACAGACGAAGGAGCCAGAAAUGUAUUGAGGAUGUAUGGCGUCAAGACAGCGGAGCAGAGGAUGGAGUUAUUGGCCAACCACAUGCCCCAGUACACGGAGCACUUUGGCUGCUACCCAUCUCAGAGGAUGCACUUCAGCAGGCGCUACACGCGAUGCCUGUUUUGGAGGCGCUGA
Dermacentor silvarum is the source of this 1484-nucleotide messenger RNA. RefSeq lists its product as uncharacterized. The record is from RefSeq and is a predicted model, not a curated record. Gene Ontology annotation, biological process: protein processing. The coding region runs from base 6 to 1484 and encodes 492 amino acids. Gene Ontology annotation, cellular component: plasma membrane. NCBI's taxonomy places the organism in Eukaryota, Metazoa, Arthropoda, Arachnida, Ixodida, Ixodidae. Gene Ontology annotation, molecular function: metalloendopeptidase activity. The transcript is spliced from 15 exons.